Hemiscyllium ocellatum (epaulette shark) is the source of this 1640-nucleotide messenger RNA. It is a transcript of the gene pdss1, whose product is annotated as prenyl (decaprenyl) diphosphate synthase, subunit 1. Gene Ontology annotation, molecular function: prenyltransferase activity. NCBI's taxonomy places the organism in Eukaryota, Metazoa, Chordata, Chondrichthyes, Orectolobiformes, Hemiscylliidae. Gene Ontology annotation, biological process: ubiquinone biosynthetic process; isoprenoid biosynthetic process. The record is from RefSeq and is a predicted model, not a curated record. The transcript has 11 exons. Gene Ontology annotation, cellular component: mitochondrion; transferase complex. The coding region runs from base 20 to 1297 and encodes 425 amino acids.
AUGGGACAAACCGGUAAAAAUGGCGCUGUUUUUGAGCCGUUGGUGCGCGUGGAAUAAGCAAAGCGGGUUCGCGAGCUGCCUGUUCAACGGUCGCCGGGACUAUGAGAUCCCUUCAGCCAGCCUUUUGCUGGCUCGCAGCGUCUGUCAACGGCACGGUCUGUUGAAGGCAAGGAAGGAGCCGAAGGACAAGGAGCAGUACUUACAUAGAAGAAUGUGUUUAAACACACUAGCUUACAAGAAGCCAAAUUGUUUUUGGAGUCCAUCCAGAUUUAUGUACACGACUAGAACUAAAUGCUGUCGCAACCAGGUGUAUAGUGACAAACAGCAAAAAAGCCCCUACGUAUUGGCUCAGAAUGAUCUGAAGAAUCUAUAUGCUGAAAUCAGGCAGCUAUUAGCAGUUUCUUCAGACCUGAAGGCAAUUUGCGAUUAUUACUUUGAUGGAAAAGGGAAGGCUUUUCGGCCAAUGAUUGUGGUAUUAAUGGCAAAAGCGUGCAAUCUCCACCAUGGCAAGAACGGGGAGUUGUUGAGUAGCCAGCACUCGAUAGGCAUGAUCGUUGAGAUGAUCCAUACUGCUAGCCUUGUGCAUGAUGACGUUAUUGAUGGAUCAGAUACUCGACGGGGUAAAAUUACUGUAAAUAAAAUCUGGGGAGAGAGAAAGGCUAUUUUGGCCGGAGACUUUGUACUCUCUGCAGCUUCUGUGGCCCUUGCCCGUCUUGGUAACAACACUGUAGUAUCCAUUUUUACUCAAGCAAUUGAAGACUUGGUGCGAGGAGAAUUUAUGCAGCUGGGCUCCAAAGAAAAUGAGAAUGAAAGAUUUGGGCAUUACCUUGAGAAAACAUUCAAGAAGACUGCAAGCCUCAUAGCAAACAGUUGUAAAGCAGUCUCCAUCCUUGGUAAUUGUGACCCAGAUGUCCAGGAAAUUGCAUACCAAUAUGGAAGAAAUAUUGGGAUAGCAUUUCAGUUGGUAGAUGAUGUGUUGGACUUUACCUCCUGUGCAAAUCAAUUAGGAAAACCUGCUGCUGCUGACCUGAAGCUUGGAUUGGCAACAGGCCCAGUGUUGUUUGCUUGCCAACAGUUUCCUGAAUUACAUACCCUAAUAAUGAGACGCUUCAGUGUGGAUGGUGAUGUAGAUAAAGCAUGGCAAUAUGUACAACAGAGUGACGGUGUUCAGCAAACGUGCUAUCUUGCUCAUCAAUACGGUCAAGAAGCUGCUCGACACAUUUCUAUGCUGCGUCCUUCACCAGAGAGAGAUGCCUUGAUUCAACUUGCAGAAAUUGUAUUAACUCGAAACAAGUGAGAGUCAAGUUUGCUUCACUCCUUUAAGACAGACUGAAAACACAUGUUGAACCUGUAUCAAGAAUUCCAAACUAAGCCAGGAAAUCAGUGGGAACUGUUUACAUUUAGGACUAACCAUGUACAUAAAGCCUAAUACAUGGGGUCUUUGUCUUUAAUGAAUCUGAUCCAAACAUUUGACCUUGUGACCAUUAACUCCAUUUGCAAAAAACCUUGAUUAGUGCCAGUGUGAAAAUUUUUUAUAUACUGAGAAUGAUUUAUUAUAAAAGGCUGUACAUACAAUUGUAACAGGUUAUAUACAAAUUAAAGGAAUGCAUUUUCAGUUUAAGUUUGAAGAGAAUGAAAGU